Colletotrichum scovillei is the source of this 2938-nucleotide messenger RNA. Its product is annotated as Cullin family protein. Gene Ontology annotation, molecular function: ubiquitin protein ligase binding. The coding region runs from base 202 to 2820 and encodes 872 amino acids. Gene Ontology annotation, cellular component: Cul4-RING E3 ubiquitin ligase complex. Gene Ontology annotation, biological process: protein ubiquitination; DNA damage response; ubiquitin-dependent protein catabolic process. The transcript has 3 exons. The record is from RefSeq and is a predicted model, not a curated record. NCBI's taxonomy places the organism in Eukaryota, Fungi, Ascomycota, Sordariomycetes, Glomerellales, Glomerellaceae.
CCCGCAAUCACGACUUUUGUACUCCCCAACCUCUCUGCGACAAGCUUCUCUGCAAACACCCGACAAUUCGUUCAAAAGGAAGAUUACCGCCUGCGAUUUCACCCUGGCCACCCCGCCCUGCCCACACCAUCUCAUCUCCACGAGAGCGCAUAGUACAUCUGUAACAGCUUGGACAAAAGUUGUUGCAGGGCCACACGGUCCAUGCCGUCGAAUUCACCCCCCGCAGUCGAGGGAGUUUUGCCAUCACGGGCGACGGGAAGGACAGGCGGCGCAGCGCCGGUCAACGACAACCAUAACCCCCUACGCCGAAGACCCCGCCAAGAUUCCGACGUCUCGCGCUCCGGUUCCGUCGCCCCGCACCAGCAGCAGUCCAACAGACCGAGCCCGAAGCGCUUCAAGUUUGGCGCCGACGAUCCUUCCUCUCACAAUACCAUGUCUACCAAGAUGAAGGGCAAGCUGCCCGAGGUCAUUGACCUGACGCAGUCCAACUCGUACCGGCCAUAUACGGGUGCGAAGAAGCUGGUCAUCAAGAACUUUCGACACUCGGCGACCAACGAGAAGCUGGAAAAGUACUACGAACGGACCGAGCAAGAACUGGUCGAUGCUUUGCACGAGAUAUUCAGCGGGCGCAAGCCAAAGCUACCGUUAGAGAGGCUAUCUCGGGCCGUGGAAGAUAUAUGCAGGCGCGGCCAAGACAGCGACUUGCAGCUGUACGAGACCUUGCGGCGAAAGUGCGAGGAGCACCUCACCCAAGAUGUACUACGGUCAAUCAAGUCCCGAGCUGGCAGCACCGAUGUAGACAUGCUUAAGAGCGUCCUCGAGCACUGGAGGGUGUGGAAUGGCCAGAUUAUGACGAUCCGGUCCACGUUCACUUACCUUGAUCGUACCUACCUUCUAAAGAAUAAGAAUUACCUUUCCAUCAACGACUUGACCAUUUCACAGUUCAGGAGGAUGGCGUUCCCCGCUCGCGACGACCCAGAUGGUCAGACGCCCGGUGGCAGGGCGUUACGGGGCAUGUACGACCUGAUCUCGUACGACCGGACAGGGGACGAGCGGUUCGAAGCGGCAUUGCUCAAGGACUCGGUCAUGAUGCUACACGUGUUCAACAUUUACACCAAAUACUUCGAGCCCCGAUUCAUCGAGCUAUCAGAGACGUUCUUUGAGGACUUCGCAGAGGAAAGGAGCGCGUCAAGCCUGAAGGAGUAUAUCUCGGCGUGCGAGUGGCUGCUGAAGAAGGAGGACUACCGCUGCAACGAGUACAACUUGGACUCUACAACCAAGAAGCAGCUGCUCGACGCCGCGCACGGCAUCCUUGUGAACAAGUAUUCCGACAAGCUUCUCAACAGUGAGAGUCUUUCCAAGCUCCUCUCCGACCAUGAGGUAGACUCCAUGAAGGCCCUAUAUGAUUUAUUGCGACUGUCCGAUAUACAGAAGAAGCUCAAGCAGCCCUGGAGCACAUAUAUCAAGAAGACGGGUGCUGCCAUUGUUGCUGACAAGGAGCGCGGCGACGACAUGGUCCAGAGGCUUCUUGAACUUAAGAGGUCACUAAGCCUCAUUGUGCGCGACGCCUAUGGCGGCGACCAAGACUUUGUCAACGAGCUCAGGAAUGCUUUUGGAGAUUUUAUGAACGAUCGCAGCAUUGCAACGACGUGGAGCUGCGGAACAUCCAAGGUCGGCGAGAUGAUCGCAAAGUAUGUCGACAUGCUGCUUCGCGGUGGAAUCAAGGCUUUGCCGAAAACACUUUUGUCAGAUAACAUUGACCGAGCUGCGGCAGAGCAGAGCGGCAUAGCGAGCGCCGGCGACGAAGACGCUGAGCUCGACCGGCAAUUGGACCAGGCACUGGAGCUCUUCCGUUUCAUUGAAGGCAAGGACGCGUUCGAAGCGUUCUACAAGAAAGACUUGGCUCGCCGUCUGCUCAUGGGUAGAAGCGCAAGUCAGGAUGCCGAGCGGAACAUGCUGCGGAAGCUCCGCGAGGAGUGUGGUAUGAACUUUACUCACAACCUGGAGCAGAUGUUCAAGGAUGUCGAGGUGGCCAAGGAGGAAAUGGAAGCCUACAAGCAGUGGUCGGAAGGCACCGGCGUGGAUAGAGCCCCUGUCGAUCUGUCGGUAAUGAUCCUGUCACAGGCGGCCUGGCCAACGUAUCCCGACGUCAAGGUGCACUUGCCAGACGACGUUGCCAAGCAGAUUGAGCGAUUCGACCAGUAUUAUAAGAACAAGCACACGGGCCGGCUACUCAACUGGAAGCACGCACUGGCGCAUUGCACGGUCAAGGCCAAGUUCCCCAAGGGUACAAAGGAGCUUCUCGUCAGCGCGUACCAAGCCAUCAUCCUCGUUCUCUUCAAUGAGGUCGGCAUCGAGGGCUUCCUCGGCUACGAACAGAUCGCUCGCUCGACAAACCUGCAAGGAGAAGAACUGAACCGAACACUGCAAUCUCUCGCCUGCGGCCAGGUUCGCGUGCUUACGAAGAGUCCCAAGGGGAGGGACGUCAACCCGACGGAUACGUUCACCAUUAACAAGGCAUUUAUACACCCAAAGAUCCGAGUCAAGAUCAACCAGAUUCAGCUCAAGGAGACCAAGGAAGAGAACAAGGCGACGCACGAGCGUAUCGCUCAGGACAGACGGUUCGAAACACAGGCAGCCAUUGUGCGCAUCAUGAAGAGUCGCAAGGAGAUGAGCCACGGCGAGCUGGUUGCGGAGGUGAUCAACUUGACCAAGAACCGAGGUGCGGUUGAUGCGGCGCAAAUCAAGAAGGAAAUAGAAAACCUGAUUGACAAGGAUUACUUGGAACGUGAGGGCAACACUUACACGUACCUGGCGUAGGUAGUUGGCAUUGCGUGACUCGUUCGUACCCAGGGCGCAAGAGCACGCUGGUAAGACAAGUAGAUGGCAUGGUCGAUAUGUCCAUAGACAUACAUGAACUGAAUGAAAGAGACGCUGG